UUAGAUUAGUGUCUAUCAAGCUCAGGAACCGUAUCGAAUUAAGUAAGUACAAAGGCCCGUAAAUUCCUACCAACGCUUACCCAUUUUCUUCGAACUAAUUUAUAUUUGCAGAAAAAUCAUACAACAAUUAGAGAUGCAUCCACAAACUUUCGAAGUUCUCAGACUAGAGUCGAGUUUUGGCAGUUUGUGCAUAAACAAAAUUAAUGAUCCAUUUAUCAUCGGCGUCGACCACAACCUAAAUCCUAAUUUCAAAGCGAGGAGUUUGUUUUAUCUCUUUCCCAGGUUACCAACGGAGCUUAAGCUUAUGAUAUGGGCUGAGGCUGCUGAUGACCGACAGAUUGUUCGCAUCAAACCUCGUGCAAGAGACGGAACGGAACAUGAAGGAUUUCGAGCCGAUUACGCCAUGCCGGUGGUUUUGCACGUUUGUCGGGACUCUAGACGAGAAGCGCUCAAGAGAUAUACAGUUAUAUUUAAGGGAAUCCUUCGAAAUCCUAUCUACUUCAACUAUCAGCGAGACUAUGUAAGCCUUGUUGGUAGUACCACAUGUGAGCAUUUCGAAAUUCUGUCAGGGGAAGAUAGCAGUAUUUGUGAGGAGAUCCAAAAAAUUCAGAAUGUACUUGAAAUGGUUACUGGCUUAGGAAGCGGUGAUAGUGAAGAAGAUGUAUUGCUUUACAUGUUGAGUAUUUGGAAUGGCGUCAAGCGUCUGAUUAUCGCGGAGAGGUCACCAACUUGGUGGGGUACAUUUAAAGAAAUUUGGUCCGACAAGGAGGUAAAGAAGCUGUGUAAAGACGCCAAAGCUAACGACACCAGAGAAUGGGUUGCCACGCCCGACUUCCCCCAGGUCCGCAUAGUCAAGUUUGAUGAUAUCUUAAGUGCUGUUGUGAAGGAAGAGAAACAACCCAUGUAAGUGAGAACAACCACUAGCAAAUUUCAUUACCUCUUAGGCUUUCGUUAUAUCUACUGAACUAACUGCUAAAAACUAGGGACGGGACAAGCGCGAUGCUUUCUUUUUUUGAUUCUUUGUUUGAGGCAAGCUCUACAUACAAUAUCAAAAGACGGCCGAAGAAGGGCACAGAAUGAGGCUAUCGAAUGAGAAUAGGAUAGAACCGAUGUAGCUGUUAUCUUGGUCAUGGAUGGAAUAGUAUUUUACCUUACAGAAGCCCUUGGGGACAAAUCAUCAUGUUCCUGUAAUUCAGUUGAAGCUAUAGAUAUC
Messenger RNA from Sclerotinia trifoliorum, 1213 nucleotides. The record is from the annotation of a GenBank genome assembly. Lineage: Eukaryota; Fungi; Ascomycota; Leotiomycetes; Helotiales; Sclerotiniaceae.